AUGGCGCGCCAGGUGGCCGUGGCAGCGGCCUUGCUCUGCUUCGUGUCAACAGUGGCACUUUCAGCAGCGGACGAUUUGCCGAAGAGCAGCAGGCCCGUUCCCAAAAACGUGACGGUCGGCGAAGCGGAGAAACCCAGCACAAUGCUCAGCAGCAGCUCGAAGGGUCUCGGCGC
Messenger RNA from Monoraphidium neglectum, 173 nucleotides. RefSeq lists its product as hypothetical. The annotation marks the transcript as partial. The transcript has a single exon. NCBI's taxonomy places the organism in Eukaryota, Viridiplantae, Chlorophyta, Chlorophyceae, Sphaeropleales, Selenastraceae. The record is from RefSeq and is a predicted model, not a curated record.